CGUCGUUAUUCUCUUCGGAUUCUGGGGAGGGCGCGCGCAAAGCAAACCUCAAACGCCAAACGCAACACCCGCCAGCAGGCCACCUGUGAGCAGCGAUGAGCUCGUCGACGCCCGGCCGCGACGACGACGCGCCGGACCUCGUCUGCCAGAUCGACUGCGUCCACGGCAUGGUGGACGCGCUCUCCUCGGUCCGCUGGAAGCGCCACCAGGACGCGGUGAUGGAGCUGUCGGAGCACGGGAUCGUUCUCUCCGUAGAGGAGAGCGGUUGUCUCCAGGCCAAGGUCUUCCUCAAGCGCGAGCUGUUCGUAGAGUACGACUAUGCGGGGGACGGGAGGCAGCGGUUCGGCCUCAGCCUGGGUCUCUUCGUCGACUGCCUCAACAUCUUCUCAUCGCCAGGCCACGCGUCCGCCGUCGAGAUCCGUUACCCUGGCCCCGACAUGCAGCUUCUCCUCAAGUCUGUGGGCUCUGCUGAUGCAUGCCUGUACGCAGAAAUCAGAACCAGAAUUCCAGACACAGUCUCCUGGGAUUACCAUUUUGAGCAUGCUGGGAAUAGUCCAGUCAGUUUUACCGUCAAGUCCGCCGUCCUGAAAGAAACGAUCGACGACCUCGAAUGGCCAGGUUCCAGCAUCCAGAUUCGAAUGCAACCAGAUCCUCCAACGGUUAUACUGAAAGGCGAAGGUCAUGGCGACUUGCAGACCGAAUUCCCCUACUAUGCAAACACCGACCUCCUAAUCGUGUUCCAAUGCGAGCACGAAGUGUCACACAGGUACAAAUACAAGUUCCUCCGAGCGACCACCUCGAACAUCCCCAGCAGUGCCGUGAAGGAGAACCGCAGGACCAAGGUCUCGAUCGGGAGGGGAGGGAUGCUGAAGGUCCAGCACCUGGUGUCGCUUGCCAGGCCAGGCAUGCCGUACUUCCGUAGCAUUGGUGGAGGGAACGAGCAGACGAGCCGGAUCGCGCAUAUAGAGUUCUUCGUGAAGCCCGAAGAAGACGAUAACGGUGCCUAGCUAGCGUUUUGUGGAGUGUGUUAUCGGCAUGUUGUUUGAGUAGUUCAUGUGAAACUGAAGCCGGGUCUUGGUUUUUGAAACGGCUAGUAUCGUCUAUCAGACAGGCUGUUUCUAAUCAUGUGGAUCCUGUUACUAGGCACGCAUUAUUUUCCUAAUCAAGUGAAACGCAUGUUUGUGGCC
Zea mays is the source of this 1187-nucleotide messenger RNA. RefSeq names its product rad1-like protein. Gene Ontology annotation, biological process: DNA repair; DNA damage checkpoint signaling. The coding region runs from base 96 to 1007 and encodes 303 amino acids. The record is from RefSeq and is marked validated. Gene Ontology annotation, cellular component: checkpoint clamp complex. The transcript has 7 exons. NCBI's taxonomy places the organism in Eukaryota, Viridiplantae, Streptophyta, Magnoliopsida, Poales, Poaceae.